Physcomitrium patens is the source of this 3787-nucleotide messenger RNA. RefSeq lists its product as uncharacterized. Lineage: Eukaryota; Viridiplantae; Streptophyta; Bryopsida; Funariales; Funariaceae. Gene Ontology annotation, biological process: proteolysis. Gene Ontology annotation, molecular function: metalloexopeptidase activity. The record is from RefSeq and is a predicted model, not a curated record.
CUCACUCCCUCUCAAUGGGACGGACCCUGCGCUGCACUUCACGUGCACUUCAGGAAUUGCUUGCAGCGUUGCAGCGUGAGACUUGGGCCCCCUUUGGUUAAUUUGCCAUUUUUGUGGUUGGGAUGUUGGAUCUCUCUCGAUGAGGUUUGUGGGGUUCACCGCUACUUGUUAGCUGGAUUGAUUGGUAGAUUGCGAGGAAUUAGCGUUGACUGCGAAGUUUGUUGGCAUCAGCUAUGGCGGGAGCCGUGUCACGACGACCUAAGAGGCCAAUCUCUGCACCAUCGCAGGCCUCGGCGCCGGAUGAGUCGUCGGAAGAGAUUGUGCGAGGGUCCAGAGCAUCGCAGCAUGGCAAGAAGGUGAGCAGGGGGAAGGCAGCUGCAGAUUGGAUGUCUAUGCUUGUGACACUCCUGUUUGCGACGUGGCUCAUUUUUCGCUACCAGACGGAGAUAUUACCUUCUCCAUUGUCUGAGAAGGCUGCUGGGGUUAGAGGCUUUUCUGAGGAAAGAGCUUACAGGCAUGUCGCAGCGCUUUCUUCUUUGGGACCACAUCCUAUUCGCAGUGAUGCUCUCGGUCAUGCUAUUCAGUACGUGAUAGACCAGGUUACGGAGGUACGCGAUACAGCGAAUUCGGAGGUCGAAGUGGAGGUAGAUUACUUUCAUGCGAGACCAGGAGCGACACAGCUUACAGGAGGACUUUUCAAGGGAAAGAGUUUAGUUUAUUCUGGACUGAAGCACGUUGUCGUUCGAUUACAUCCUAAAUAUGAGGACAGUGCCCUGGAGAAUGCAAUUUUGAUCUCUUCGCACAUCGACACUGUUAUCACCGCACCAGGUGCUGGGGAUUGCAGCUCAUGUGUGGGUGUUCUGCUUGAAUUGGUGCGGGCGUUAUCCCAUUGGGGCCAGGGCUUCAAACACUCCAUCAUAUUUCUCUUCAAUACAGGUGAGGAAGAGGGUUUGAUUGGUGCGCAUAGUUUCAUGACUCAGCAUCCAUGGAGAGGAACGAUCCGUGCAGCAGUAGACUUGGAGGCUUCGGGCAUUGGUGGUAAACAUUGGCUGUUUCAAGGUGGUCCGGAUGCUUGGCUUAUUGAGACCUAUGCGAAGGUAGCCAAGUGGCCUGCCACAAUGAUGCUAGCUCAAGACAUAUUCCACUCUGGUUUGGUGAAAUCAGCCACAGAUUUCCAAAUUUUUAGAGAAAUUGCAGGCUUGACAGGGCUUGAUUUUGCUUACAUGGAAAAUUCGGCUGUUUACCAUACCAAAAACGACAACUUGGGGCUUUUGCGACCAGGGUCUCUACAACAUUCUGGAGACAAUAUGCUUCCUUUCUUACGUGAAGUAGCUACAUCAUCAGAGCUGGCAUCCCGUAAUAUGACAUAUCCAACAGGAUUUUCCAACAUGGACGUUGUUUACUGGGAUAUAUUGGGGUGGUACAUGGUGACUUACUCUCAGGGUUUUGCCAAGCUUCUGCACCACUCCAUUAUCUUUCAGCUUAUAAUACUUCAAGUUAGUGCUAUUUCUCUAUCAGGGAUUUCUUCCCUGGUAGCCGCAUGCUUAGCUUUAUUGACCAUCUACUUCACAUGGUGCUUUGCCAUAGGUUUCGCUCUCGUUGUUGCAAUUCUUAUUCCAUCUAUAGCCAGUUCGGCUGUUCCAUUCUUAGCGUCCCCGUGGUUAGUUAUACCACUGUACUGUGUUCCGGCUACCAUUGGCGCUUUGAUUGGUCAUCAUUUUGGUCAUAUGCUUCUUGUUUGGUACCUUUGCCAUGUUGAUGAAGAGGAAAACAAGGCCCAGUCAAAGUCAGACCAAGUUGCUUCAGUGGAAGGCCUUGUUGAAAAAGUUCCGCAAACAGUAUUUUGGGAGGCAGAGAGAUGGUUGUUCAAGGCGGCGAUUAUGCAGUGGCUAUUAUUGCUUGGAGUAGCAACAUGGGCAAAGGCAGGGUCUUCCUACUUAGCUCUUGCAUGGGUAAUUGGCCCUACUAUGGCGUAUGGGUUGCUUGAGGUUCGCCUCUCAUCUCGACAAGUAUUGAGGCAACUACGACAUCUUACGUUUUGGAUUGGUGUGCUCAUUCCAACCGUCUUGACGGCUUUUCCAUUCUUCCACUUCCCUCUUGCACUUACCAACAUGCUUGUGAACUUUGACAGGAAUCCUGGAGGUUUGCCGGUGUGGCUGGGGAGCGUAAUGAUAGCAUGUUUAUGUACGGCAAUUACGGUCUCGAUACUUGUGUACUUGCUCCCCUAUGUUCACCGUUCAGGAGGGCUUCCAUAUGUUCUCGGAGCACUAGGAGCUGUUCUAUUAAUAGCAUUGACAGCUGUUACUCUCAGCAUUUUCCCUGCCUUUACUGCAGAAGUCGGUCGAGGCAUCAAUGUUGUUCAUGUUAUUGAUACUGAUGCAAAAGAUGUUGAAAGUGCUGCAAAAUCAUUUAUCUCUCUGGCCUCUGUAACCAUGGGCAGAUUGGACGAAGAAGCAAAACAUACGGGUGAUUUAAACCUUCUGUGUAAUCAAAACAGUACUCUUGACUUUGUAACUUAUAAGGUGAAAUAUGGAUGUAUCAAGCCCGUCCCGCUGGAUGAAAGUUUGUGGGAGGCCCGACCUUCCUUAGUGGUGGUCAAUGAUGAAAAGGAUCCACCAAGAGUGACAGUUGUACGCCUGAAUGCUGGAGAAGCCUCCCGUUGGUUUCUGGCGAUAAAUUCAAACAAGAUAUCAGAGUUUCAGCUAGAAGCUCUUACAGAUUCUUCAUCUGCACAAGAUCCGUUGGUACCGGUCACGAAGGCAUUAGGAGUCGAUGGUUGGCAUCAUAUUCAAUAUAAUACAGAUGCCAGUGGUCCCAGAAAUUUCUUGCUCACCCUUCAUUGGUCAGAGAAUGAUACUGACGAAAAUGUUCUGAAGCUUCUGAAGUUGCGCACAGAUGUUGAUCUCACAACACCUGAAGUAGCAAAGAUGUUGGAGAAUCUUCCGAAGUGGUGUCUAAGCUUUGGAAAAUCGACGUCGCCCUAUUCAUUAGCGUACUUGGCAUCCUUGCCAGUUGAUUUGAACAAAGAACUCGCAACUCAAGCAGCUUAGACUUGGACCUAUAGCUUUUGGCCCCGCUAAUAACUUUCAAGGUAGUGCACGUUUUUGAAAGACGGGACCCCAAAAUGGUGCGUGCUGAAUGAAUUCAGGAAAUGCUGUAGAGGUGAUAAUUGGCAUUCAACUAUGUCGAUGACUCCAUUUUAAAGCACACUGAGGGUUUAUCAUUCUGCUGCUGGCUGUUCCCUGCCUUGCCUGUCGUAGCUGCUGUGGUACGCAUGAGAGUUGGUAUUCAGUGUUGUACAGGAAAUGCAGGGGCGACGUUGAGGCAAACAUAGUUUCUGUCACCGCUUUGAAACGUUGUGGCGGCUGUAUUUGAAAUCAUUUUGCAAGGUCGGUUUGGAUUGUACAAUAAACUCCAUAUUUACCAGUAUGUGUAAUAGCGAUCAUGUGUAUUAUAAGUGUUGAAGAUAAGCGGCUGUCAGGGAGGAUAUGAGCCAUAUGAGGAGAUGCAGUGUGGAUAGAAACUUUUAUCAGCAGGUAUGGUUUGUUAUCAUGUGAAAGGGCUCUAAAGACAUUACUAAGAGGCAAGUUCUAUGAAUCCCGAAUACUUUGCCUUGAAUAUUCAUUUUGCAAUUUCAUGCGAAGUCUUUGAGUUUGACCUCCCUUAGCAAAGAGUAGGUCUUUGAUUGAGAUGAAAUGAUUCUACACAUAUAGUUUUUGAGCUUUUAAGUUUCUUUUGAACUUACUGCAAUGCACUAUCUAGAGAUCUUGUGUAUUCAGCAUCGAAA